AUGCGUUGGUCUUCAGUCAUCCUCGGCGCUACUGCGCUCGCCACUUCGGAUUCCUCCGCCGACAACUUCGAUGUUAUCGUCCAAGUAACGGGUCCUAAGGCUAGCGCCGGCUGGGUUGGCCUUGGCUGGGGAGGCGGCAUGACCUACAACCCCCUCACCAUCGUCUGGCCCAAUGGCGAUGAUGUUGUCGUGUCUUCACGAAUGGCCUUCGGUUACUUUGUCCCCCGCGUAACGGCUCUUUGCAAGGGCUGCACCUUCUGGGCUCCCUUCGACGGCGAGUCUACGAAGCUCAACGGCGACGGCGAAAACUACCUCGCGUUUGCCUACUCCAGCGUCCCCGUCGACGACCCCACCGCCCUGGACUCCACCUUUGGCAUCCAUGAGCGCGUCGGCCACUGGAUCCACGACUUUGCCGGCUCCAAGUCUGCCGACUUUGCGACUUGGGCGGGUGCCGGCGGCGACGGCGAUGCCGAAACGCCCGCCGAGCCCCCGGCGACCGAGGAGCCUCCCGCCACAGAAGAGCCUCCUGCUACGGAAGAGCCCCCAGCGGAAGGAGAAGAGCCUGCUGAGGGUGGUGAUGGUGAGUCUGCCAGCACCUCGUCAGCGCCAGUGACGGCCACAUCAACACCUGCUGACCCAACCUCAACCGCUGGUGAGCAGGAACCGACGGAGGAGCCCCAACCCGACGUUGCAGCACUCCGCUCCCAACGUCGUGCCCCGGCGUCGCUGAUCCAGCCUUCCUCUG
This is a messenger RNA of Parascedosporium putredinis, 745 nucleotides long. The record is from the annotation of a GenBank genome assembly. Lineage: Eukaryota; Fungi; Ascomycota; Sordariomycetes; Microascales; Microascaceae.